UUCAUUUAAAUUAUUUUUCACCAGCCUAUGUCCCAUGUCAGAGGUACUCAGUCUCCUCUACAUUCUCCUAAUUGUUUGUGCAAGACCUGUCAUUUGUUCUUAUUUUUACCCAUUGUUUCCUGAAUGAUCUUAGUUUGCUUCCUUGAGAAAGGGACAGUUUCGUUUUCAACAUUGUGACCCUAGCACCUAACAGAAUGCCAGGGGAGGACGUCAAAUGUUAGAGAACAUGGCAACAUCGAACUGGGCUUGGAAACAGAGGAAUGUGUACCUGUAUCAUUAUACUAAUAAUGGAAAAAUAAAAUAGAAAUGGGAUGCAAAAACUUUAAAGAUAAGACUUCAUCACCCUCACACUAUUGCAACCAGAACAAUCAAGUGUUCACCUUGUCUGAUGGCAGGUAUCGGUCUCACAAAGCUAUGUGGAAUUGCUCCUUCUCCUCUUGAGAUUGUUUCUUCUCAAAGUUAAGAAUCGUACAAAUAUGAAGAUAUAUAGAAAGGAGAAAAGCAAUUUUUUUGGCAGGAUCCACACCUCCCUCAUUGAAUGACUGUUUAGAGAUAAUGAAGAUUAACUUUAUUUACAAGGCAUCAUCUUUUUUUAAGUUUUUAUUUAUUUAUUUUGAGAGAGAAAGCAUAUAAUCAGGAGAGAGGCAGAGAGAGGGUAGGAGAGAAUCCCAAGGAAGCUCCAUGCUGUCAACACAGAACUGUGAGAUCAUGGCCUGAGCAGAAAUUAAUAGCUGGACGCUUAACUAACUGAGCCACCCAGGCACCCCAGGGCAUCAUCUUUUAAAUCUGUAAUUAAAACAAACUAUAGCUGAAAACUCAGAAUGGGGGUGACAUAGACCCAGGGACAUUUAUCUGUGUCCCUAUUUGUGCCAGGUUCUGUUUCCUUAUCUGUGUAAAUGGUUACAGUUGAAUUGACAAAUUGGGGAAAAAACUUUCAAAAAAUAGUUUUCUAAGUAAUUUUCUCCUCUUUGGUUUCUGCAAACAUAUUACAAUUCUAUUAAAAAAAAAACCUUGAACAAAUCAAACAUGUAAAAACAAACCAUAUUACCUCAGUCUUCUAUACUGUUUAGUGAUAGGAGUGGCCCUGGAGCAUGGCACAAAGGAUAAACAGAUGAAUUCACAUGGCUCUGGAUGACCAGCUAGGACUCACGAGUUUCACCUAACUAAAGCAAAUUGUUCUAAAUUCAUGUGUCUUAAGUCAGUAUCUAAUUUUUAUCCUAAUUUUACAGAUCACUGAAAGAAAGCUGCAGAAAUAUAUAUGACAAAAUAUGACAAUAUACCAAAAUGGCACCAUCACCUCUGAGGUUUCAGACUUCCUCCUGAAUUGUUUUGUCAGGUCCCCUAGCUGGAAGUUCUGGUUGUCCCUGCCCCUCAGCCUUCUCUUCCUUUUGGCCAUGGGGGCCAAUAGUGUUCUCCUGAUCACCAUCUGGCUAGAGGUCUCUCUGCAUGAACCCAUGUACUACCUGCUCAGUAUCCUUUCCCUGCUGGACAUUGUUGUCUGCCUCACUGUCAUCCCCAAGGUCCUGGCCAUCUUCUGGUUUGACCUCAAGUCCAUCAGUUUCUAUGCCUGCUUCCUCCAGAUGUACAUCAUGAAUUGCUUCUUUGCCAUGGAGUCCUGCACAUUCAUGGUCAUGGCCUAUGACCGCUAUGUGGCCAUCUGCCACCCACUGAGGUACCCAUCCAUCAUCACUGACCAAUUUGUAGCCAAGGCUGCCAUUUUUAUUUUGGCCAGGAAUAGUAUUGUUACAAUGCCUAUCCCCAUUCUAUCAUCCCAACUCCAUUAUUGUGGGACAAAUGUCAUUGACAAUUGCAUCUGUGCCAAUAUGUUUGUCUCCAGGCUCUCUUGUAAUGAUGUCACCAUUAGUCGCAUCUACCAGUUUGUUGGAGGCUGGACACUGCUAGGAUCUGACCUCAUCCUCAUCUUCCUCUCCUACACCCUCAUAUUGCGAGCUGUGCUGAGACUCAAGGCAGAGGGUGCUGUGGCCAAGGCCCUGAGCACAUGUGGCUCCCACUUCAUCCUUAUCCUCUUCUUCAGCACCAUUCUUCUGGUCUUCGUGCUCACUCAUGUGGUGAAGAAGAAGGUCUCCCCUGAUGUUCCAGUCUUGCUCAACGUCCUCCACCAUGUCAUCUUCUCAGCCCUCAACCCCGUUGUGUAUGGAGUGCGGACCCAGGAGAUCAAGCAAGGAAUCCAGAGAUUACUAAAGAAAGUGUGCUCAUAAGGGCAAGAUCUCUGCAUUCCUAAUAUAGGAUGAGUUUUGAAUCAAUGAUGGGGUGAGAGAAAGUAUCCUGUUGCCUAGAGGAGAAAUGCUUUUCCCACUAAAGUAGGAGGAAAUUAUCUGUGUUCAUGGAUACUUUUGGAGCAUUACUGUGGACAAGCUCCUGCUAAAUGAAUACCAUACCUCACUUCCAAAUGGGAAUCUUAAUGACUGGUACCAGUGUCUGCUCCACCAUUACAUAUGUGGUGUGAGGAGGGAAAUGACGAGUCCACAAGGAAUCACAUCAGGACCUGAUGCAGAAGGCACUCAUUGAUGGAGACCUUGACUUUGGGCUGCAUACAGUGACUGCAGGAGAUCUUGGAUGGUCUUCCUUGAGGGUAAGUAUAUUUUACAUUCAAGAGUCUCUUUUGUAUCAUUUCUUUCAAGAAAUGAAUAUUUAGUGACCCAGCCUUGUCUGUAGGCAGCUGGAUGUAUGUGAGGAAUGUGGCCAAUGGGAUGAUAGAAAAAAUGAUGUAAAUCUUUCCCAGAUUGAACCCCUAAAACCUCUUACAAGAUCCUGAACAUUUUCUCCCUUCGCUUCUAUGUCAGCCAGAUUCAUAAGUACCUUAGGAGAUCCUUAGGGGCUUGAUACAUGGAGGAUCAGUAUAUGGAAGAAGGUUGGGUCCCUAAAUGUUGACAUGAAGUCAAACCCCUAUGCACUGGAAUGGGUUAUGAAUGAGUAGUAAAGUUUUAUUGUGUUAUGUUACUGUGGUAUCUUUGUUGUAGUAAUCAACCUUGCCUGCAUUGACUAAUUCAAUAUAUGAUGGAUUUUGAUGUGCACUGGCUUUGCCGUGUAUAAUCUAGAGCACAAAAAACUUCAGAAAACAAUAAACAAAACAACAAAGCCGUUCAGGUGAAGUCCAAAAACAUAGCUAAAUCCCUAGACAAUGUGAUAGGCAAAAUGGAUUUAGUUAGCAAACAUGCCUGAUUUCUCUUUCCUGUCUCUGGUCCCUAGUAGCUAAAUGACCAUUAGUAUUUAUCUUUUGCUCAGUUGUCUGAUUUGCAAAAAUGAGAAUAAUAAUAAUUCAUGGGUUGUUUUGAAUAUAAUCACUCUGAGAGUAGGUUACCUUUUGGUAAUUAUCUAUGCUAAUCCGUUCUGUGCUGAUCACAUAUAAAGACCCAAUAACUAAUUUUGGUUUAGUAGAUAAAGGUAUUAAUAAAUGUUAUUAUUACAAAUAGUCUUUAGCCAGUAGUGCUAAAGUAACAUCUUAUUAAAUAUAGAGAUAUAGGUAAAUAUGAAUACCUGGCCCAUGUCAUUGAUUUGAUAUUGAUCUUAGAUAUCACUGACAAUUUAUUUUUAAAUUAAUCAUUCAAAUCCCCACAUACCUAAUGAGCAAGAAGUACAGUAUCUUCUUAAAGCCACUUAAAAUAGGUAGGGUGGGGCGCCUGGGUGGCUCAGUCGGUUAAGCGUCCGACUUCGGCUCAGGUCAUGAUCUCUCAGUCUGUGAGUUCGAGCCCCGCGUCGGGCUCUGUGCUGACGGCUCAGAGCCUGGAGCCUAUUUCAGAUUCUGUGUCUCCCUCUCUCUGACCCUCCCCCGUUCAUGCUCUAUCUCUCUCUGUCUCAAAAAUAAAUAAACGUUAAAAAAAUAAAAUAGGUAGAGUACAGAUGUUUUGUCAGUUUAACUGCAUUAUAUGUGUUCGAAAUCCCAGGAAUUUUCAUAACAGAAUUGUUAGUCCCCUUUCACACACCAAGCAGAGGCUGAGAACUGAAUUCACCCUAGUAUUGCUUUUCCUGUCUGUAACCACAAGAGAGCAGUGUUGACUUGCAGCUAUGAAGCAUUUAUUUACUCAUGGCAGUAACUCCAGGCUGUGUAGAUUUUGUGGCUGCAGUGUUGAUGUCUGACACCGGAGAUCUCAGGUCACAGAUCUCAUUAUUAACACCCAAAUGUUUAGAAUGAAGAGCAAUAGUGUAUCAGGAUGACUAUGUACUAAGAGGGUCCCAAACUCUGCUUUAUUAUAUGUGGAAAAUGAGGGGUUCCUGGUUGGCUCAGUCAGUUAAGAGUCCAACUAUGGCUCAGGUCAUGAUCUCACAGUUGGUGAGUUCGAGCCCUGCUCCGAGCUUUGUCUGUGCUGACAGCUCAGAGCUGGGAGCCUGCUUCGGAUUCUGCAUCUCCCUCUCUCUCUGCUCCUCUCUCGCUUUCACUCUGUCUCUCUCUUUCUCAAAAAUGAUAAAUAAAACAUAAAAAAAUUACUAUAUGUGGAAAAUGUAGUUUAGUUUUCUCAACAAUGUUUAGGUCUUUGUUUUGGGCACUGGUCACCAGCAUAUACUCCCUUUUUCCUAGAGAUGUUUAAUUUUUGCUCCCUUUUGCUACUGGGUUUUGAUUUAAGUCUGCCCUGGUCCUGAAUGGCAGUGUUCAAUGAUAGUAUUUGGUUCAAAAUGUACAGAUCUCUCUCAAAAGGCUGUGCUCCUUAUGUAUAUUCCUCAUUCUAAAGUGCCUAAUCUUCAAACUAGAAGGUGAGGUGAGUGACUGUUGGUUGGCCCCUCCCUUCCCUCUUCUCAUGUUUUUAAUACACCCCCUUCCAGUACAACUUGGCCAUAGUCAGUCUGUGUUAGCCAAGCGGCUCCACAGAUUUUCUCAGUUAAACUGACAAAACAUCUGUACUCUACCAAUUUAAAAUGCCUUUAGUUUAUAUUACUUCAUUCUACCAAGAAGACAUGUUCAAAGACUGUACUAAGAGGAUGUUUUUCUUUCUUUGUUUGUUUUUGCUAUAAGAACUUCAUGGCAAAGUGUAUCUGCCUCUUAAGAUCUGGCUCUUUGGGUAAUGCUGUUCUCUCAUCUACUUUAUAUGUACGAGGACUCAUCCCAAAACCUGUCUUAGGACUAUUGUGUCCACUUCCUUAAGCCACCUGCCCUGGGCUUGAGAAUUCUGUGAGAAACUGUGGUCCUCUUAACUUGUCUCCCAAGAAUUAGAAGGGAGAGCCAACAUGGAGGAUGUGGCUUGUCUGUUCUUAUACUUAGGGAUCUACUACUUGGAACUAGAGAUGAAUUGUAGACACUAUUGGCUAACUCUUCUCUUAGCCAUUUCAAUAGCAUAAACUAAGUCCCUUGAUGUGUCCUAGGUCGUACUUAUCAUUGUGAGAAAUGACAACAGGUGUGCUGGCCCCUACAUCCCUUACAAACCCCUAACACAAGUUGUAGUUUCUAUAACUGUGUACACCCAGUUAAGUAAAACUUCUUAUAAUUAUGUUGGCCGUUUGUACUGAUCUAGGGAAACCUGAUGCAGGAAUUAAGAUCUGAAUAUGACCCACUAACAGCGAUUCCUCUUUGAGUCCCUUCUGGGUUUACACCUGGGAGAAGCAUAGCAGAGGUAGAGAAAGCACUCCUAGAGAGACCAACAGAGUGGACCAAAUGCUGGACAAUAUUCAUGUGGUUUGAACUGUUUGAGUUCACAGACAACAGCCAAGGAAGAAUUCUUGAGAGAUUUUUGGUGCAAAAAAGUGUUUUUAUUAAAGUUAAAGCAUGGGGACAGGAUUUGGGGGCACCGGAGUUGUGAGGAGUGACUGAUUAUAUGCUGAUUAUAUACUAUGGAUUUGGGAGAAGUAAAGACAAAGGAAUUUCCAAGAGGGCUUUUUCACAUGUUGAAGAAGACUUACAGGAUCCUGGACACCUCACUAUGUCAAGCUAAGGUUGUUUUUCCUCUAGCAAAGCAUUAACAUUGUGACAGUUGGGAGUUCCUAGAGAAACUUUACACUCUGCCUGCCUCAAGUAUUUGUCAGUGGGUUGCUGGUUAUGAGGAAAUUUAAUUUUAUCUACAUUUCUUUUGCCCUUGUUCUCCACAUCAAUAUCGCCUGACAAUAUGUAUCAGGUUCCUAUGAAUUGUAUCCUUUCUGUUAGAUUUUCUUAGAAGCUUGUUUUUAUAAUCAUCCACAGAAGUGUUUUCUGAAAAUUAAUGUUAUGCACAGAUGCUGGCAAAUUACAAGUGCUCAAAACAUUUGAGCUUUUAUUUUCAUUGUCAUGACUAUCACUAUUAUCAGUAUAUAAGAACAUUGAGAUUAUUAGUAUCAUUUUAGGCCAUCGUGUUUGAAGUUGGCCCUUCUGUCCUCUGAGGGACAGUAGGAAGGUGGUGGUGGAUAAAACUCUUCUAACAGCCAUGAGAUGGAGGGAGCCCUAGGAGAGAAUUCUCUUGUGGAAAAUGACAAAUGCUGAGUCACACCUGUGGCUGGGGCUUGAGGAAAUGAGAGCCAAGCCUGAGGGUAUUAAGAGCCCCUUCUUGUAAGCAAAUGGAUGUCAUUUUCCUUUCCUGCCAUUACUGAGUGUAGACGUCUGCCCUGGAGCCCACAGCAGCACUGAGUUGCAGUUACUCUGUGGAAUCCCCACAAUGUGAUGCAAUCACUCUCUAUUCCUGGUGACAGCUAACUCCAAAUUCUUUCCCAGCUGUGAAAGCUUCCCCUGUAACAUUAUGUAAUUAGUGUCAUGUCUCUGCAUGUACCUGCAUGGGAGGUACAUGGGAGGACUUGAUUCUGUGUGGUCAUAAGCCGUCAGAACUGAUAGGAGUCUCAUUGUCGUUAACUCUUGUCUCUUAGCCCCAAACCCAUCCACCCAGAUCUGCUUUGGGAUGCUGGGACUUGGACUCUGGCAUUCUUCUUUGUCAGCUGGCUCCCUGUUAGUUUCCACCCACAGAGAACAACAGGAAAAGACUGGAAAGCUGAAGCAGGGCAAGGGAUACUUGCUUCUUCCUGUCUGUUUCUAUCUUGUCAGUAUCCCUGAGCAAUGAUUCGUCACCUGGCAGUGGAGUUGAUGCUAGGCUCCAGCGUUGGUUGGGUGUUGGGUUUGAGUUUGAUUGGGAUUUGGGUUUGUGUUUGGUUUGUGAUGAGAUUUUUGUGGUGAUAGUUGAGUUCGUGGGGUCUGGAGCCGACGGCCAUGAAAGAAUUCUUGAAGAUGUCUUUGGUGCAAAAAGGUGAUUUUAUUAAAGUACAGGGACAGGACCCGUGGGCAGGAAUAGCUGCCACUGGGCCUUGAGGAGAGACUGGUCAAAUACUAUGGAGUUGGGGGAGGUCAAGUCCAGGGGAAGUUUCCAAUGAGAUUUUCAUAUGCUAAAGAAAACUCAUAGGAUAUGGGAGGCCUAGCUAUCCUCAAGCUAAGGUUGUUUUUUCCCUCUGGCAUAUCAUUAGAAUUAAGACAGUAGGGAGUUCCUGGAGAAAAGUUUUACUCUGCCUGCCUCAAGUAUUGGUCAAUGGGCUGCAGGUUAUAAGAACAUUUAAUUUUUUCUGCCAUUUCCUUCUGCCUUUGUUUCCCACAUCACUGUGACACUAGUACCAGUUCAAGGCAGCACCGUCCUCAAAUAUCUGAGACCCCCCUCUCCCACCAACCUUUUAAGUUAAUGACCCAAGUGUAAGGUCCUCAUUCUUCUGCACCAGUCCCUGGUAAUCACUAAUUUACAUUCCAUCUCUGUAGAUUUGUAUAUUAUGGACUUCUAAUAUUAAUUGGAAUCAUACAACAUAUGGCCAUUAUGCUUUUCACGUGGCCUAAUGUUUUCAAGGUUCACCCAUUUGUCUGUAUCAGUAUUUCAUUAUGGCUGAAUAAUAUUUCAUUUGUGAGGUUAAACCACAAUAUGUCUGUCCAUUUUUAAUUGUGUUAAUUGGUUUUUAUUGUUGACUUGUAAGAGACUUUAUAUGCUCUAGUUUUAGAACCUUAUUAUGUAUGUGAUUUGCAGAUAUUUGUCUCAUUCUGUGGGUUAUCUUUUCACUUUCUUGAUGCUGUUCUUUGAGGUAUAAAGUUUUAAAUUUUAAUGAAGUCCCAUUUAUCUGUUUUUUUCUUUAAUCACUUGUUCUUUUUGUGUUAUAACUAAGAAAACAUUGCAUAAUGCAAGGUUAUGAAGAUUUAUCCCUAUGUUUUCUCCUAGGAGUUUUAUAGUUUUAGCUCCUACAUUUAGGUUUUUGAUACAUCUUUAAUUAAUUUUUGUGUUGUAAUUUUAUUUACUUCUUACUGUAGCAUUUUAUAGAUUUGAACUGAUUUUUCCUAUUUCUCAUUAUUUUGCUGAAAGAGCACCCUGUUGUCAGUUUCAUGAUCAGUUUAUUUGAGGAAUAAAACAUUGCCAGGAGAGCAGGGAAAGGUUGCCAUGUCUUGUGGUUUUCCUUGGUUUGUUUAGGAUUUUGAUUCCCCCUCUGAUUUCCUCCUUUCUUUUUUAUUACCAUAUCUCUAAGGAGGACCCCCCUUUCCUCCGGUUAUCCUCCUUCUUCACAGUACAUUUCUGAGGCUGCCACUUCUGGUCCUUCUUGCUUUUAAACCACUUUCCUGUAUCCAGUGCUGUUUUCAAUAACAUCUCUGACCUGUGUUUAAUAUUUUACCAUUUAGUGGAGCUUUUUUCCCCCUUUAUUUCUUAUUUAUGCCAUGUAUAUGUCUUUCACACCCUCACUUCUUUUCUAAAUAGCCUUUUAAUUUCCCCUCCACCCGUACUCUGAAGCUAACAUCAGUGGCAGCUGUGGGAUCUGUAGCCAUAACUCUUUUUCUCUUCUUAAAAUGAUUUGAAAUCAUGCCAUCCUAUGUCUUCUAUUAAUAUUGAAGGAAUGGGCCAUUGUGAUUUUAUUCAUGCUCUUUCUGAUGUUAUGUUUUUUUGGGAGUAUGUAUGGUAAGAUUCACAAUAAAGCAGCCAUCAUUUUCCUAGGGUCAAUGAGAACAUAGAUAUAUACCUACCUCUACCUCUACCUCUACUGCUACAUCUACAUAUGUGUGUGUGUGUGUGUGUGUGUGUGUGUGUGUGUGUGUGUGUGUCUAGGUUUGCAACCUUGGGAGUUCCCCAGGUGAAAUCUGAAACUGGUCCCCACACAUAGAGAGCAAAGAGGGACUGAAUAAAGAGGCAGACCAAUCCAGAUCAAUAGGUGGCAGAUUUAAUAAGCAAGGGAACUUACAUUCAGGGCUUAUCUUGAGUCCUGUAAGAUUACCUCUCUGGUCCCACCUGCCAGAAUCUUAAAAGUUUAUAUAGAGACCUUACUGGGCUCAGUCAUGUAUUCCAUCCAGAUGGUCUCAACAAUACAUUACUAUCUCAAGGUUAUGUCCUUGGAGCAGGAGAGUGGGGAAGAUAAGUGGAAGAUACAUUCCAUGGACAAGGAAGGGGAUGGGAAGCCUCUGAUUGCCCAGGUCUAGCUCAUGGAUCAACUAGUGGCCACAUCCUAUUGAUGACUUCCUCCAACAGUGUGUACAUUUAUGCUUGUGGUUGUUACCCUGAUGUGAACCUUGGGUAUUAUGUGUAACUGUUUUUCAUUGGAUAUAUCUGGAUUUUUAUAUACUUUUUAGUUGGUAACACUGAAGACUUUGUUACUAACAAUUUUUUUUCAGAUCAUUCUGUCAAAAUUGAAGGAAACUGUAUUACCUACAAAAAAUGAUGAGUUUUAAUUUUCUCAAAAAACAAGUUUCUUGGGGAGCCUGGGUGGCUCAGUCGGUCAAGUGUCUGACUCUUGAUUUUGGCUCAGGUCAUGAUCUCAUGGUUCAUGGGAUGGAGCCUUGCAUCCAGCUCUGUGCUGACAGUGUGGAAUCUGCUUGGGAUUCUUUCUCUCCCUCUCUCUCUGCCCCAUCCCCUGCCCUCUCUGUCUCUCUGUCUCUCUCUCUCAAAAUAAAUAAAUAAACUUAAUAAAUUGUUAAAACAACACAAAACAUGUUUCUUUAAUUUCCUAGUUGAGUUUCAUUGUAUCAAGUUUAUAUAUAAACAGUGUUUUAGUAAAUAAUUUCAAAAAGCUUAUUAGAGAAACCUAUACUAGUUUCUGAUUUUAGUAGGAAUUAUAUACUUAAAGAGGAAGAAUUUUUCUUCCACAUUAAUAGACUGCCUUUUUACUUUUGUUAUUCCCCUUUUUAAAAAGAGUUAAUAUUUUGAACUUUUUGACUAGCCUCAAAAUUUAUGGAGUUUACUGUAUAAUAUUUAUGCAUUAAUUUAUUGAUAUAGUGGAUUUAAUUUGUGUAUUUUCUAAUAUUGAACCAUUGUUCUUGUCUAUAAUUGUCCCAUAUGGGUAGUUGAUGAUAUAGGUUUAGAACCUGGAGAGAUUACACUUAGUAGAUACAUGAAAUUACUGACAAAAUUUAUCAUUUUGAAGUCUUAAUUUUCACUUACACAAACUGAUAUUAAUACUAGUGUCUGUAUUUUAGGAUUAUUAAAAAUGAAUGAGGUAAUGAAAAUAAAACACUUGGCACUCAGUAUGUAUGUACUCUUCUAAUAAUAUCCAUUAUUUCAUUUUAAAAAUAUAUAACCAAAUUUAUUUUUCAAGUUUAUUUACACUUUUUUUUACCUGCAUUUGUAUGUGUAGUUGAUCUGUAGUUGUCUUUAUUCUGAAUUUUUUCUUCUAUAUUUUCUUUCUUCUCUAUUUUCUGACUUUGCCAUCAUGAUAAUGUUAACUUUCUAAAAUGAUCUUGAAAGCUUUGCAAAUUUAUUUAGUAUUGCAAAGCAGUUAGUAUAAAUUAAGAAAUAUGAAAAGCUAUUGUGGUCUGGCAUCUUACUUGGGAGAAAAUCUGUGAUGCCUUUUAUGUCAUUUUCACCACAAUUUUGAUCUGUCAAUUUUCUAAAUCUUAUUUGUGUCAAUUUCAUGCUUUCUAUUUAGAAAAUGAUCUCCUGAUCACUUUUUCCAUUUAUUUAUGUAUUUGAGUAUAUUUGACACAAAAUACCAUUUUUUCCAUUCUUUUCCUCUCUAAGUUACAUUAUCAUCACCUUAUCCCAGUUCUCUGCAUAUUUCUUGUUCCCCCUACCUUGAGUUUCAGCCAGAGUCUCAUUUCUAAACAGAAGCCAGCUUCAUAUUUUUGGAGCUCCCAGAAUACCCAAAGGAAUCAAUUGCCUUACCUAGUUCACAUGCUCUAAUAAGAAUGACUUUAUAUUAAGUCAAUAGCCACUGUAUUACAGUUUGUCCUAAAGCUUACCCUAAUAAGAACUGUGGGCAACAGGGUUUCCCUGAGGCCUCAAAUCUAGAUAGGGCCUUCUUCUUUUUUUUUCCAAUUUACCAAAAUGGCUUUAUUUUAUUUAUUCUUUCAAAUUUUUAUUUAAAUUCUAUAGUUAACAUAUAUGUAGCAUUGGUUUCAGGACUAGAAUUUAGUGAUUCAUCACUUACAUAUAACACCCAGUGCUCAUCACACCAAGUGCCCUGCCUAAUGCCCAUCACUCAUCUAACCCAUCCCCCAUCCACCUCUCCUCCAUCAACCCUCAGUUUGUUCUCUAUAGCUAAGAGUCUCUUAUGGUUUGCCACCCUCUCUGUUUUUAUCUUAUUUUAUUUUUCCUUCCCUUCCCAUAUGUUCAUCUGUUUUUUUUCUUAAAUUUCACAUAUGAGUGGAAUCAUAUGGUAUCUGUCUUUCUCUGACUGACUUAUUUUGCUUAGCAUAAUACUCUCUAGCUCCAUCCAUGUUGUUGCAAAUGGCAAAAUUUCAUUCAUUUUGGUGGUUGAGUAAUAUUCCAUGAUAUAUAUAUACCAUCUCUUCUUUAUCCAUUCAUCAGUUGAUGGACAUUUGGGCUCUUUCCAUAAUUUGGUUAUUGUUGAUAAUGCUGCUAUAAACAUCGGGGUGCAUGUGCCCCUUUAAAUCAGUAUUUUUGUAUCCUUCGGGUAAAUGCCUAGUAGUUCAAUUGGCUGGGUUGUAGGAUAGUGUUAUUUUUAACUUUCUGAGGAAACUCCAUACUGUUUCCCAGAGUGGCUGCACCAGUUUGCAUUCUUA
This is a messenger RNA of Acinonyx jubatus (cheetah), 11878 nucleotides long. Its product is annotated as olfactory receptor 56A3-like. Bases 1269 to 2219 code for a protein of 316 amino acids. Gene Ontology annotation, cellular component: membrane. Gene Ontology annotation, molecular function: G protein-coupled receptor activity; olfactory receptor activity. Gene Ontology annotation, biological process: G protein-coupled receptor signaling pathway. The transcript has 3 exons. The record is from RefSeq and is a predicted model, not a curated record. NCBI's taxonomy places the organism in Eukaryota, Metazoa, Chordata, Mammalia, Carnivora, Felidae.